AUGGAGCUUACACCGCUAGAACGGCCAGCUGACACGGAUGCAACGCAGGACUCGGUCAUAAUUAUGGACAAAGACACGCAAUAUGAAUUUGGAGAAGGGGUAGACAACGCCAUGCUGCACCCGCCUCGCACUAUCCGCGGCGACGAUCCACGGUCCGUCGGCGGCGCAGCGAAUGUACUCGACUUUGAAGCACAUAGCGACUACCCCACCACCGAAGACCAAGAGCGCGAGACGCGCCAAAUCGAAUCGAACCUGCGCCAGUGGUCCCAGCAGGAGAAAAUGCAGCGGAAACACUCACGGAGAAGCAGCGCGAUCCCAAUGAAUUCGCCGAAUGGGCUGGUGCGUCGGUUUAGCACGUCCCUUGCGCGCGUUCCUUCGCAAAUACGCAGCGGCACACGCCGCACGGAUACCAUCCCCGACACCGCCUACGAGAUGACGCCUUCGGGCUAUGCAAACAAUGCAAGCACGCACGACGAGGGCGCCACGUUUACCAGCGUCGGCCGCAGCGAGGACCAAGCGCUGAGGCCCGGCGUUGGGACCCAGGCGUUUGACUUUUCCGGGAACGGUGGCGAUCUGGCCUCGAUCUCGUUUGACGACUUUAACGAUAUCAAGGAGCCCCUCGCGGCCGAAAUGCCCUAUGCGAGCGGCUCUGGCGCCGUGCGGCCCGCGCGGUACGAUAGCCCAUCUGCUGGGAUCCACGAUGGGAUCAUCUCGCCCGUCGAUACCAACGACAGCUCCUUUGCGUCUGCCGUCGAAACGCCCGAGCACAGUAAUAUGGCCAUGACCAUGGCGAAAAUCCGCGCGCAUGAUUUUCCCAUGGUCACUGUUGGGCGCGCGUCCAGCUUACAAUACCGCAAUAGCCAGCUUCCGCAGCACGAGCCGUCGCUCUCUCCCGAUAUGUCCACUCGCGCUGCUGCAGCGAGAGCUGCGCGCAGGUACACGGCGAAGAACGGGAUCAGCGCAAUACCAGAAUCGCGCGACGGCGCCGAGCUGGCGGAGGCGGACCUUGCCGCGAUGCCCUCCGAUCCGCUCGAGUCUCCAGGGAGUACACUGCGCUCUGCAGAUGCGCUUAGCACCGACGGAAAGCAAUCAGAUACUGCCGCUGCUGGCCUCCGCGCUUCGUCGCUGCACCAAGACGCGUACAGCAGACCUGUAGAAAGCAUGCGGCUGGACACUGAGCAGCACGAGCUGGAAGCACAGCGCGAGCGCGACCACGCUUGGCUUCUUUCUGACCUCGUCUUUGGCUGCUGUGGGCUCUGCACCACCGACGGCGACGACGAAGAGCAAGCCGCGCGCACAAAUCCGAUGGAGUAG
Messenger RNA from Malassezia vespertilionis, 1314 nucleotides. RefSeq lists its product as uncharacterized. The record is from RefSeq and is a predicted model, not a curated record. Lineage: Eukaryota; Fungi; Basidiomycota; Malasseziomycetes; Malasseziales; Malasseziaceae. The coding region runs from base 1 to 1314 and encodes 437 amino acids. The transcript has 2 exons.